Molecule: messenger RNA, 3877 nt
Organism: Sciurus carolinensis (gray squirrel)
Lineage: Eukaryota; Metazoa; Chordata; Mammalia; Rodentia; Sciuridae
Gene: Rbm14
Product: RNA binding motif protein 14
Exons: 3
Coding region: 124-2133 (669 amino acids)
Biological process (GO): mRNA splicing, via spliceosome
Cellular component (GO): cytosol; nuclear speck
Molecular function (GO): mRNA binding; zinc ion binding
Source: RefSeq, a predicted model, not a curated record
GCGGGGUUCUCGGUCGCCAGCCAUUCCUGGGGAGGACUGCCGGUCGGUCGGACGUCUCGGCUGUCGCUGGAGGAGCAGUCCGGAGCAGUCCCGGCUCUCCGGGAAGGCGGCUGCGGCGGCAAGAUGAAGAUAUUCGUGGGCAACGUCGACGGGGCGGAUACAACGCCGGAGGAGCUGGCAGCCCUCUUCGCGCCCUACGGCACGGUCAUGAGCUGCGCCGUCAUGAAACAGUUUGCCUUCGUGCACAUGCGCGAGAACGCAGGCGCGCUGCGCGCCAUCGAGGCCUUGCACGGCCACGAGCUGCGGCCGGGGCGCGCGCUCGUGGUGGAGAUGUCGCGCCCAAGGCCGCUGAACACUUGGAAGAUUUUCGUGGGCAAUGUGUCGGCCGCAUGCACGAGCCAGGAAUUGCGCAGCCUCUUCGAGCGCCGCGGACGCGUCAUCGAGUGUGACGUGGUAAAAGACUACGCGUUUGUUCACAUGGAGAAGGAAGCAGAUGCCAAAGCCGCCAUCGCGCAGCUCAACGGCAAAGAAGUGAAGGGCAAGCGCAUCAACGUGGAACUCUCAACCAAGGGUCAGAAGAAGGGGCCUGGCCUGGCUAUCCAGUCUGGGGACAAGACCAAGAAACCAGGGGCUGGGGAUACGGCAUUCCCUGGAACUGGUGGCUUCUCUGCCACCUUCGACUACCAACAGGCUUUUGGCAACAGCACUGGUGGUUUUGAUGGGCAAGCCCGUCAGCCCACGCCACCCUUCUUUGGUCGCGACCGAAGCCCCCUGCGCCGUUCACCUCCCCGAGCCUCUUAUGUGGCUCCUCUGACGGCCCAGCCAGCCACCUACCGGGCCCAGCCCUCAGUGUCGCUGGGAGCUGCCUACAGGGCCCAGCCUUCUGCCUCUUUGGGUGUCGGCUAUCGGACUCAGCCCAUGACAGCCCAGGCAGCCUCUUACCGCGCUCAGCCCUCUGUCUCCCUUGGGGCCCCAUACAGGGGCCAGCUGGCUAGCCCUAGCUCCCAGUCUGCCGCAGCUUCCUCGCUCGGCCCAUAUGGUGGAGCCCAACCCUCAGCCUCAGCCCUCUCCUCCUAUGGGGGUCAGGCGGCUGCAGCUUCUUCACUCAACUCCUAUGGGGCUCAGGGCUCCUCCCUUGCCUCCUAUGGUAACCAGCCAUCCUCUUAUGGCGCCCAGGCUGCCUCUUCCUAUGGGGUUCGUGCAGCUGCUUCCUCCUACAACACCCAGGGAGCAGCUUCCUCCUUAGGCUCCUAUGGGGCUCAGGCUGCCUCCUAUGGGGCCCAGUCUGCAGCCUCCUCACUAGCUUAUGGAGCCCAGGCAGCUUCUUACAAUGCCCAGCCCUCGGCUUCUUACAAUGCCCAGUCUGCCCCAUAUGCUGCACAGCAGGCUGCUUCCUACUCUUCCCAGCCUGCUGCUUAUGUGGCACAGCCAGCCACAGCUGCUGCCUAUGCCAGCCAGCCAGCCGCCUACGCUGCACAAGCCACUACCCCAAUGGCUGGCUCCUAUGGGGCCCAGCCAGUUGUCCAGACCCAACUGAAUAGUUAUGGGGCCCAAGCAUCAAUGGGCCUGUCAGGCUCCUAUGGGGCUCAGUCGGCUGCUGCGGCCACUGGCUCCUAUGGUGCCGCAGCUGCCUACGGGGCCCAGCCUUCUGCCACCCUGGCAGCUCCUUACCGCACUCAGUCAUCAGCCUCAUUGGCUGCUUCCUAUGCUGCCCAGCAGCAUCCUCAGGCUGCUGCCUCCUACCGUGGCCAGCCGGGCAAUGCCUACGAUGGGGCAGGUCAGCCGUCUGCAGCCUACCUGUCCAUGUCCCAGGGGGCCGUUGCCAACGCCAACAGCACCCCGCCGCCCUAUGAGCGUACCCGCCUCUCCCCACCCCGGGCCAGCUACGACGAUCCCUACAAAAAGGCUGUCGCCAUGUCGAAAAGGUAUGGUUCCGACCGGCGUUUAGCCGAGCUCUCUGAUUACCGCCGUUUAUCAGAGUCGCAGCUUUCGUUCCGCCGCUCGCCGACAAAGUCCUCGCUGGAUUACCGUCGCCUGCCCGAUGCCCAUUCCGAUUACGCACGCUAUUCGGGCUCCUAUAAUGAUUACCUGCGGGCAGCUCAGAUGCACUCUGGCUACCAGCGCCGCAUGUAGGGCCAUCCUGGGGUUGGGGCACCACGGGGAGGGAGGGAGAGGUAGGUAGGGUGCAGACCCAGGUUAUAACCACUCUGGCCCAUACCUCUCCCAAUUCGGUUUUUCAUCCCCUCCCUCUACCAUGUGGGCCUUCCCCAGGAGACCAUCCUUUUGAGUGUUUGGCAGUAACCUACUUUGUUCCUUCGCCUCAGCAUCACAUCUUGUUACUGGCUCUAGAUCUGCGGUUUCCCCUCUACCCUGCCUCCCAUCUCUCCAGAAUGGGAAUUACUUUUGUUUUUAUUUUUUCCUGGCUCCCUUUUAUUUUUGUGCGCGAUAUUUAAGGUCGUCUGGAUGGGGAAGCAACCUGCAGCUGAGGUCGGCGGCGCCUUUUUCUUUUAGAUGUGAGGGAGGCCAGGAAAGGGUUAGUUUAACCAUUUCCUGUGCGCCAAGCUGUUCCAGCAGUCCAGGGGGCCCUGAUUGUUCCUCUGUAGACUGUUGAGACUGAGAUCCUAUUGGGACAGUCAGUUGGUAUGUGUCCAAAUCCCUGCUCACCACUGAUGUCCUAGCGAUGGUGAGCAGCACAGUCCCAAUUCCCCAUCUCCCCAAGUAGGUGGUGUUAGAAAACCUUAAUUUCCCCCCCUUUUGUAUGGACUACAAAUAAAACUUGGGGCGAUUUGCAGUUUGGAAACCUGGUUGUCAUUGUCUUGAUUGCACUCAGUGUCAGAGGAGCCAGUUUGACAUCCAGGAAGUCAUGAUAGCUAAAGGGCAAACAGCCUGAGAAACCAGGGUGGGUUUGGAAAGGGGUUUGAAUGUGGGAAUUAGAAUGAUUUCCCUGCUGCCCAGUGGGAUUUAGCUUAUUGGCGUCCUACUAGCCAUCAACCAUCUUUAGGGCAAGACAGUCCAGACAAAGUGGUUGGACUUCUUAGCCCUCAACUUGAUCACAUCAAAAUGCAGUCUAUAAUACCCAUUUUCCUCUGCCUGUGGUUGACCAUUUCCCUGCCUUUUCUCCAGAAACAACCUGAGCUCCAGCAGGGUGGUUGUAGGGUUUGGCUUUUCUCAAUAAGUGGGGAAUGGGCUGCUUUGGUGUUUAAAAGACAGGCGUAUCCUUCAGACAGUUGGCUCUAAAGAGCACUGGGGCUGGGACCUGGAAAGGAGCCAUAGUGGGGUGGGAGUAAUGUCCCUAUCUGAUGCUUCCCUGUGGUUGGAGAAAGGAUGGAGCAGGGAAAUUUUGAGGCAAUUAUGAGGCAUUCUGGCCAGAGUCCUGGUACUUCGCCUGUUGAAUUUCACCAUGGAGUGUUCUCCCGCAUCCUGCUAACCCCUGCCAUCACAGCACCUGAGACUCCUUUCCCUGUCCCCAUCUGUUAAUGGUUUUUAGAUGUCUUCUUGCUGGGUUUAUAUUUGGAGGUGUCAGACUGUGGGAAGCGGGUGAGGUGCAAGUAAAAUGAAAUCGGGAUGCUAGAAUUGGGUGAGAAAUUGAGGAUUCUGCCAGUACUUUUAUUUCAGAGCUGGGAGUUGAGGACCUGGGCAAAAAAUACGACAAUUUCAACAACAGGAUGGAGGCUUGGUAAUGAUGGGUGAAUGAAAUAAGACUGGUUGGAUUGGGUGAUAUCAGGAAAACCUACUCAUGCUCCUGUGGAAAGGGUGCUUUAGAGACUUGAUUUGGGAACCUGCUAGGGCAAAGUUACUGGGGAGGUAUGUGGGUCAAGUAGAGUUCAGGUGGGUUGUCUUCCUCCUCAUUAGCUUCACGUGAAUGUGCCUAUGACAA